Messenger RNA from Notolabrus celidotus (New Zealand spotty), 2064 nucleotides. RefSeq names its product C-type mannose receptor 2-like. Lineage: Eukaryota; Metazoa; Chordata; Actinopteri; Labriformes; Labridae. The record is from RefSeq and is a predicted model, not a curated record. Bases 178 to 1812 code for a protein of 544 amino acids. The transcript is spliced from 21 exons. Gene Ontology annotation, molecular function: signaling receptor activity.
GUGAUUACUGGGUUCACUUCCUCAUUGCUUGAACUUUGGAAGUAAUCAUCAGAGUGUAAACGUUAACUAUUGAUGCACUUAAUCUGAUAAGGUUCUAAUGAAGCUUCAAGAGGACACUGAGAGGAAAGAAGAGAACAUAAUCCAUUCAUCUUAUUCAAUAUCUGAAACAACUCAGCCAUGAAGACGGCCAUUAUGUUUCUACUGGUCUGCGCCGUGAUGGCCCUGACUAACGCUGCUGCUGUUCCAGAAGCAGAGCCGGCUGAAAUGCCAGAGGGACCAUCCAUUCAAGAAGCUGUUCAAGGAGCAGAAGCUGAUGAAAUGCCAGAGGGACCAUCCAUUCAAGAACCUUUCCCAGAAGCAGAAGCUGAUGAAAUGGCAGGAGGACCAUCCACCAAUGAAAGUCAAAGUCGUAUCGCUCAGAGGUCAUCACAAUGUCCAAGUGGUUGGAGUCAUAACAAUGGUCGCUGUUUCCGCUACAUUUCAACACCACAAUCUUGGGCUUGGGCUGAGAUAAGGUGUCAGGCUCUAGGAGGGAACCUUGCAUCAGUGCACAGCCAUGCUGAGUACUUGUUUAUCCAGAGAAUGAUAGUGAGAGCCACAAGGGAGUAUCCACUCACAUGGCUUGGAGGAUCUGAUGCAGAACAGGAGGGUGUGUGGCUGUGGAGUGAUGGUUCACAUUUCACCUACGCUAACUGGUGUCAAUGGGAGCCGAACAACCGUGGUGGUCAGCAGUGUCUUCGGAUGAACUGGGCUAAUGGAAAGUGUUGGGAUGAUUACCAGUGUUGGCCUCGACACCCGUAUGUCUGUGCCAGGAGAGCCCGAUAUUUGGACUAUUCUGUUCCAGAGGCAGAGCCCGAUCACAUGACAGGGGAGGCAGCUUUUGAAGAGGCUUUUCCAGAAGCAGAGCCUGGUGAGGAAAUGACAGAGGAGGCACUGCUUCAAGAAGCUUUUCCAGAAGCGGAGCUCGAGGAGGAAAUGACAGAGGAGGCAUUGCUUCAAGAAGAUGAUGGUCUCGUCAGGUCAGGAGGUUGUCCCAGUGGUUGGACACGCUACGAGACGCGCUGUUUCCGGUUCUAUGUAUCACAAUUGGCAUGGGCUAUAGCAGAGAGAAACUGUCGGACUCGGGGUGGAAACCUUGCAUCAGUGCACAGCUAUGCUGAGUAUAACUUUAUUAAGGGACUGAUAUCGAGGAGAGGGAGGAAACAGUAUAAAAGAAGACUUUUGAAUCCAUGCAUCACUUUCUCCAUCGGCAUCCACUCAGCCAUAAAGAUGAAGUCUGUGUUUCUACUCGUCUGCACCUUCAUGAUCCUGACUUACGCUGCCGCUGUUCAAGGAGCAGAAGCUGAUGAAAUGGCAGGAGGACCAUCCACCAAUGAAAGUCAAAGUCGUAUCGCUAAGAGAUCAUCACAAUGUCCAAGUGUUUGGAGUCAUAACAAUGGUCGCUGUUUCCGCUACAUUUCAACACCACAAACUUGGGCUUGGGCUGAGAAAAGUUGUCAGGCUCUAGGAGGGAACCUUGCAUCCGUGCACAGCCAUGCUGAGUAUGUGUUUAUCCAGGGAAUGAUAGUGAGAGCCACUAAUGGGUAUCCUAACACAUGGAUUGGAGGCUCUGAUGCACAACAGAAUGGUGUUUGGCUCUGGAAUGAUGGUUCACUAUUCGCCUACGCUAACUGGUGUCAAUGGGAGCCGAACAACUCUCAGGCUUCUCAAGGUGUGCAGCACUGUCUUCGGAUGAACUUUGGAGAUGGAAAGUGUUGGGAUGAUUACUGGUGUCUGUCUCGACACCCGUAUGUCUGUGCCAGGAGAGCCUGAUCAUCCUUUGUUUGUCACAGAGACAUGAAGAAAAAGUCAAGAGAACAACUUCCUUUUUUUUUUUCAUCAGUUGCAUAUUUACUCUAAAGCUGAUUAUCUCAUGUCUUUGUUUUUUUAACUUUUAAUGUAAUGCUACUACAGAGAUGAAGAAUGAUCAAUGUGUAAUGGAAAAUUAUGUUAUUGUACUUUCUUAUUCUGAAAAGUGAACUUGUCUUUCCUGUAUCGAGAAAAAAAAUAAAUGUCACAAGAGAA